CUCCCGCGCGCCGUCCGCUCCCGGCGUGCCGCGCGCCGCCAUGGCGGAGCUGUUCGAUGGGAUCGUGAUGGCCGAGCAGCGGUUCCACGGGCAGGGCUACCAGGAGGGGCUUGCAGAGGGCAGCCACGCUGGACUGGCUGAGGGCAGGAGGUACGGAGCACUCCACGGAGCCAGGAUGGGCUCGGAGAUUGGUUGCUACCUUGGGUUUGCACUGACGUGGCACUGUCUGCUCCAGAAAUGCACAGAUGAAAAGAACAGAAAAAAGAUAAGGGCUCUGGAUUCAUUAAUAGGGAUGCUUCAGAAAUUCCCAUAUGAAGACCCCACUUACGAUAAGCUGCAAGAAGAUCUGGAAAAAAUCAGAGGAAAAUUUAAACAGGUUUAUUCCGUAUUCUCUUAGCUGUAAAAGCUGUCUGAGGGGAAGGCACAGAGAAGGCAGCUUAACCAACUGGCUUUUAAAACCAACUGUCUUCUGUAAUGGUGUUCUGGGACACAAAACCUUCCACUGAUGAGAAAGUACCAGCAAGCAUUGUGUGCCAUCCAACACCUACUUUGUUUUACCCUUUGUUCACAUGAACCACCAAAGGGGCAUUUUACUAUGACUAAUUUCCUUUAAUGUGAAAAAUAAAGUCUUCAGGCAGGGAAAAAAAUAUUUUGCUUCUUUAAAAAUGCACGUUGGUGUGACAGGCAGGCAGUUACGUACCCAUGGCUCGAAACACCCACGGUUUCCUAAAAUAGCAACAAAAGGUCUUCAGCUUUUAGAGUGUGUCAAACCUAGAAAAUGUCACGUGCUUUACUCACAGCACCAGGUAGUUACAACCAUUCAGCAUUUUCAAGGCAAUUAAAAAUAAAUGUAAAUUAAAAGACGACAACGGUUGGGUUUUACCAAUUUUAUUUCUAUUUCUUUAGAUUUUUUUGCUGGAAACUUGUCUGUUACAGGUCUGUUGGUGAAAAUGUGCAUUUCAGACCAGUGAUGCCAAUAAGUACAAUAUAAAAAUGUACAAAUCUGAAUUGCUUUUGCUUACUACAGAUUGUUAUAAUAAUGUGACAAAUAAAGCAUCUCUGUUGGCACGUGAACCCACUUAUCUGGAUUUGGCCUUUUUCAGUACAUACAAUAUUUCAAAAAAAUUUGCAGUACACACUACCACUCAGUGUAACACAUAAUAAAACCAACAAGCACUAAACUCAAUAAUCAUGUUUGGUUCAGAGACACAGAGAUGCCACAAACAGAAGUGUUUUAUGAGGUAAGCAGUAAGAAAUGUUCCUGAAAUUUGGACAGAAUAUAUCCAGUCCUCCUGGGUCCUGCGACUGCUAGUAGCAUUGCAAUGCUUAUUUAUGCACUAUGUAGGAUCUUAACUGCAUUUGCCUCAAAAUGAGUUCUAAUUCUGUUUUGGUUUAGCAGCAUACAGGCAACAGCUAGAUUAUUCUUCAGCAUACAACUCUGUUAGCUGGCUUAUUUAUGAGAUUUACAGGCUUUUUUUUAAAUUAGCAUUAUGCUAUAAUUAUAAAAAAAAAAACCAAAACAAACAAAAAACCCCUAGUAUAUCAUAACAGAUUAAACACACAAAAUACUUAGAGUUCCAGAAGAUAACCUAACAUACCAAAUGAUGUGUCCCAGCUGAGGGAGAACCACAUCAGGUGGCACACAAGAGUUAUAUUAUAAUGCACCUUUCAUAUAUCAAUGUGGCUAGUAACACAACUUAAAACUACUAUGAUAAUAAACCCCAGAUCAGACAAAGAAUCCAGCUUUAUAAAAUGCAUAACAAAAACAAAAAAAAAAACCAAAACAAAACAAAAAACCAAAACAAAAAAACCCCAAAAAAAUCAAAAAACAACCAACCCUUGAUAUUAAUUGAUCUUCUGAAAUGUCUGCUAGUUUUUAAAUUAAUGCAGAGACCCAUUCAGAGCAACGUUCGAUGCAUUUCCGUUUGCAGUAGAACUAUGAGGCACUGUAAGAACAUCAAAACCUGGUCUAGACACGGGUAACUGAAGUAUGAGGUAUUGUGAAACAGGAACCUUUUUUGGAAUAGAGCAGUAAUCACAUUAAGUAAAAAUUGAUCACAUAAAAAAAUCUACAAAAAAUGAUGUCAAUAAUAUAAUUUUCUAUGAGAAAAUUAAAACCUAUUACAUGGCAGUAUAUGACAUUGUAUAACAAAAAAAAAAAAAAGAACUGAUCCACAAAAUAGCAGCAAAACACAAUGACAAAGAUACAGAAAAGCAAUGUUAAUUUUUUUUCAAACCAUGCUGGGAAUUUAUCCAUAGCAGCUCAAUAAAAAUGGAGCAUCCACUCCUUUUGUCUUUUUCUUUUUUUUUUAUCUUUUGAAUUUUUUAUCUUUUUUCAUUUUUUUGUUCUUUUUUGUUGUUGUUAUUUUUGUUACAAUCAACACCUUAGCGGCAGUUUUCUCACAUACAUUUCACCAUCACAUUCUCCUCGAGCAUCAACUUCAACAGCUAUGUCCACGUCCCUUCAGCUACUUUCUAAAAUAAUAAUAAAAAGAUACAUAGCCAAGAUGUGCAAAUUUUCUAUUUGUAGCUAAAUAAAAAAAAAACAAAUGGGGCAUAUUCUGGAAUAAAAACUUCUUUCAAGUACUCCAAUUUUCAUAUCUAUUAACUAUGGUGUUUUUUCAUGGUUAGACUGCUUUUGAAAAUGUAUAAGAAGGGGCCAAAUAGACUGCCUGGUUUUGGGUUUGUUCUUUGAAGCAUAUCCUUUUUUUUGCUUUAAUAAGCUGGGUAAAAAAUUGCAACACCAAGGGUAGAAAGAUUUUCUUUUUCAAAAGGGGUGAUUGCAUUAAUUUACAAAUCAUACUGGCCUUAUGAACAUCCUCUGCAAUAAAUAUUCUUUUUAGCCUUAACUAUAAAUUAUAUAUUUUAGUGUUUAAAAACCUUCAGUUGUAAAAACAUCUAGCGAUAAUCCUUAAAACUAUGUGUCCUAUAUGUGAACCUUUAAGGCCCCUAAUUUAUAAAGAUGAGUUGGCACCAAAGGGUUCUAAACUCCAAACUUUUCUACAGAAAAGGAAAGGAAGAUAUCCUGGCAAUUUGUGAAUGCAAUUUUCUCUCACUGGAACACAACCUUCGGAAAAAAAGAAUCACCUCUCCUCUAACACCAUAGUUAAAUGCACUUGCUUUGCAAUUCCAAGUUUGCCAACAAGCACUUUAUAUAUUUCCAAACCAUUCCAUUAAAAAAAACAAACAAACAAAAAAAAAUUUCCACACAAUAAAAGAAUGUAUUUCCUAUAUCUAAUGGACUGAAAGUGCUUUGAAUGGAAUGGUUUCAGAAUAUUACAAACGAACAAAAAAAAAAAAAAAAAAAAAAAAAAAAAAAAAAAAAAAAAGACUCAACUGUGGAUUGAACCUGACUAUAAUUAGGCUGAAUAUCUGUGGGGUCAGAACAGCAUUUUUACACAGGUAACUACAAAAAUAGGAAGAUUACAAAAAUAUAAUAUAUUAUGUCACUAUUUCGGUUUCUCUUUAUAAUAGGGUCCUGUAUGAGUAGUACAUUGGCCUUUCCCAACCACACUAAGCUGGAACCCUACAAAUGCCUCAAUGCACAGGCAAUCCACAGGCACAAAAAAAAAAAAAAAAAAAAAAGAUUAACAUAUAAUAAUGCUGCAUA
This is a messenger RNA of Passer montanus (Eurasian tree sparrow), 3610 nucleotides long. RefSeq names its product LTO1 maturation factor of ABCE1 (gene LTO1). The coding region runs from base 41 to 397 and encodes 118 amino acids. The transcript is spliced from 5 exons. The record is from RefSeq and is a predicted model, not a curated record. NCBI's taxonomy places the organism in Eukaryota, Metazoa, Chordata, Aves, Passeriformes, Passeridae.